Messenger RNA from Diatraea saccharalis (sugarcane borer), 3146 nucleotides. NCBI's taxonomy places the organism in Eukaryota, Metazoa, Arthropoda, Insecta, Lepidoptera, Crambidae. The record is from the annotation of a GenBank genome assembly.
ACCAUAACUUGACGAUAACCAUCCUAGAAAGUUCAGAGCACGAAUUUGACAUUCGUGGUUCAGAGAGAAAUAGAAGAAAACAUUUUAUUUUAAAAAUGGCGGCCAAGUCAAAGAAGCGGCUGUCUAAAAUUGAAAAUAAGUUACUAAAAUUAGAUAAAUUGGAAUUACAAGAUGUUUUUUGCUCCAUUUGCCACUCCAUUCUUAUAGAACCCGUCACCCUUCCGUGUUUUCAUGAUUUUUGUCUAGGUUGUUUCAACGGUAGUAUAGAAAAUAAUGCUUUAUGUUGUCCUUUAUGUCGUCUACGUAUAGGUUCUUGGCUAAGAAAUGCCACAAAACAAAAGAAUUUAGUAAAUAUUGAAUUGUGGAAUUUUAUAAAGUUAAAGUUUUCUCAUGAAAUAGAUACUAAAGUAAAAGGAGAGGAUAAUAUUAUAUUAGAAGAGCCUCCAUUACCUAGACUCAGUGCACCAGGUGAAAUAAGAUUAGAAUAUGAAGCGGAAUUAAAACGAUUACGAGAUGAACGUUUGCAACUUGAACAUAAGCACAUAAAAGAGACUGAAAGUCUAAUUCAUAAAAUUCAGGAAGAAGAAGAAGAAGCACACAAGAAGUAUUUAGAAGCUUUGAAAAAAGACGAAAUAUUAGCAUUGCAAAUACAAAAUGAACACAAUAAAACCUCCAUUGCUCAAAGCAAAAAGAAAAAUAAUUUAAAAAAUACAUCUGUUAACUCGAAAUUUAAGAACACUAAGAUUGAACGUUUUCUAGACAAGACUUUCACCGCUGAAUUGAAAAAGUGAGUAUAUUAUAUUAAUAUAAAAUAGUUUCCCCCAGUUUCUUCGUCUGCAUCAAUCUGUAUUAUACAUAUAAACCUUCCUCCUGAAUCACUUUGUAUAUUGAUAAAAAACCAUUAAGAUUUGUGUAGUUUAAUAGAUCUCAGUAUACAGACAGCAGGAAACGAUUUUGUUUUAUAUUGUUUCAUAUAGAAUUUUGGCCAUAACUUUUACCAUAAUAAAGUAGCUAUCUUAAUUAAUCCUGAAUUGACAGAUGACAACACUACAAAUACUGAUAGUUCAACCCAGGAAAAAAUAAAUCGAGAUCUUGAUACUUCACCUGAAAUGGUGCCUACUUAUGGCAAAUUAAUUAAACAUUUUAUAGAUAAAAAAGUUAAGAAUAGCACUGGAAUUUGGAAUAAAGAAAACGGUGAAAAUGUUAAGAUGAAGGUAAAUAAGGAUUGCUUUAUUAUUCACUAACUUUCGGCCAGCGGCUUCGCCCGCGUGGUCUUGCAUUAUACAUAAAAACCUUCCUUUUGAAUCACCCUAUCUAUAAAAGAACCGCAUCAAAAUCCGUUGGGUAGUUUUAAAGAUUUAAGCAUACAUAUGGAUAUAGGGACAGAGAAAGCGACUUUGUUUUAUAACAUGUAGUGACUAUGAUUUUGUGUUGUACAGUGAUUAAAUAUUAUUGGAUGUAUAAACCUACUAUUAUAAUAUUUCAGGAGCCUCCACCUGUCAAUGGCAAAGUGACAGAAAGUGUUGAUGAGACCAACGUAAUGAAUAAACAUAUAACCCAGUCUUUGCUUGUAUCGCUUCCAUUAUCAUGUACUGGGAUACUUCAACACAAAACAAAUGUUGUUGAAAACAAAAAUAUGGAGACUGAUAGUGUAGACUCUAUGCGUCAAGAGUUGUGCUACUUCAAACCAAUAGAGAGCACUACGCCUACUAGUUUUAAAUCAAACAAAGGCCUACCUCUGCGUGUACCUGGAUUGCGUGUUGAGGAAGAGAAAAAUUCCCCUACGCAACAAGUAUCACCAAGCUAUACUCAGUAUUUAGAGGGACUAUGCCAGCUUCGUAAUUUAUCACUAGCAAAAAACUUACCAUCCGCUUUCGUAAUAGCACUGAAUAUGUUACGAGUUAAAAAAGGACACUCUGUCAAGUGUACAAAUACUAGAUCCAAAGCAAAGAAGACAGCUUCGUCGAAUUUAUGUGUUGUGCCAAUAUUACCUAUUAGAAAGACUACUAACAACAAAACAAAACAGAAUGUCAUGGUAGAUGGUAUUACUGAAUUAUAUACAGAGACUAAUCUAAGACGAACAAGAUCUAUGGGUAGCAUAACAAAAGAAGAUAAUGAGACUACACCAAAAAAAGGUAAACAUGACAGGAAGGCGUGUUCAGAACGUAAGCCAUAUUUAAGAAGUGAUUCUAAAAGAUCUAAUACCAAAAAGGAAAUCGAUAGUCCACCACAAUCUCCGGAAUCAUUUAAUAAUAAUAAGGUGAAUUUAGCUGUAAAGAAUUUAUCUAGUCCGUUAAAAAAUUGUGAUGUUAAGAAGAUACUGCAGGAGCAACUUAGGAUUGAAAAAAUUAUAGAACAGGAGAAGAGUGAUUAUGAAUUUGCCCGCAAGAUGGAAGCGGAGUGGAACGGUCGACGGCAGACGCGCCGUACCGCCAUUAAACGUCAGGUAACGAUCAACUAUGCUCUCAGACCUGCGAAGAAACUAAAAGUUUAAACCGAGAUCUCUCAAUACUCACCUCAUCAACUAUUAUAAUAAGUAUUUAUUUACCUAUAGGUAGGUACUUCAUAUCUGAGUGGCAUUAAAAUGUAAAUAAAAAUUAACUGAUGUUUACAAUAUUUUCUCUGACCAUAUUUCACAUGAUUCAUUUAAAGAUAGUUUAUCGUAAAUGGGUGUUCCAACUGUCAUAGCUUCAGGAAAGCGCUUUUUAGAGACAAAUUAUAUUUCGAGUAAUAUUAUUUUGAAAAAUAAACAGUAAGAAAAGAAAUCAGCAAUAGGGAAUAUACGUCUGAUUCAAGGGGUUAAAUAUAUUUUAUAAGAAUAUAUCAUAACCCUAGCCGUCGUCAUAAUGACAAGCGCGACAAAAAUUACGUUUAAAGUGUCCAGUUGUUGUUUCAUUUUUGAUUUUAUGAUUUAUUCUUGUUACUAAAUUUCAGUUUCUCAGCUCUGGGUAUUUUAUGUUAUGUUAAUAUAAUGUAUACAAUGAUAUAACUUAUAAUAUAAAAAUAUUUUUAGAAAUUGUGCAUAUUCUCUAUUGAUUCAAAAUGUUUAGUACCUAUUUUAAUAAAUUCAAAAUGUAUUUAUGCAUAAUAUGUAUUAUAAUCGAAUGGGUGUUUUCUAACAUUUUCCUGUGAUUACAACGGCUGCU